Molecule: messenger RNA, 2439 nt
Organism: Saccostrea cuccullata (small rock oyster)
Lineage: Eukaryota; Metazoa; Mollusca; Bivalvia; Ostreida; Ostreidae
Product: protein mesh-like
Exons: 12
Coding region: 56-2434 (792 amino acids)
Biological process (GO): cell-matrix adhesion
Source: RefSeq, a predicted model, not a curated record
ACACAAGUGACUCUCCUGAACAGACAAAUUCAUAAGUUACAACAACCAGCCAGAAAUGCAGAUUGCUGUCUUGUUUUUACUUAGUGUACCUGGAUGUCUUGGGAUUGUGGAGUUUUAUCCUUUUGGAUCUAAUGCUGGAGACAGAGCGGUCAGUAAAAAUGACGACGGAAGUUCCCCAGAAAUUCCCAUCUCCACACGGUUCCCAUUCUUUAAUCAUCAACACGACCACUUGAUCAUUAACACAAAUGGAGUCAUCUCCUUCCUUAAAACCGUGUCAACAUAUACCCCGAAUCCCUUCCCACUGGAUGGCGACCGAAGGCUGGUUGCUAUUUUCUGGGCUGAUGUCGACACACGAAACGGAGGUACUGUGUGGUAUCGAGAGUCAACCGAUCAAACGAUACUAGACAGAGCAACAAACGAAGUCAGGACAUACUUCCCACAGUUCUUCCGUUUUCAAGCCACUUGGGUCUUCAUUGCUACCUGGUAUGAUGUUGCAUUCUUUGGAUGUUCUACCUGUUUGAAGAGAAACACGUUUCAAGAGAUUCUGAUUACCAAUGGCCAGCACUCGUUUACUAUUUUCAAUUACAAACAAAUUGAAUGGACAACAGGAACAGCCAGCGGUGGGAAUGCAAGUACUGGCCUUGGAGGAACACCAGCUCAGGUUGGUUUUAAUGCUGGAGAUGGCAAAGUGUUUUACGUUGUGAAUGCUUCUAGAACCCGAGAUAUUCUGCAUGUAAACCACAUGUCAAAUAUCGGAGUCCCGGGAAAAUUCGCCUUCCGUAUUGAUGCCGCAGAGAUUGGUAAUGGUGGCUGUAAUACAAAAGGCAGUCUGCUGAUUUCCCCACGUCAUGGCCCUAUGCUUGGAGGACAAUAUCUGGUGAUUAGCGGUCCAUGCAUGAACCCUGAUGACGUCAUUCAGGUUAAGUACUUCUAUAUGCCAGAGUUAUUUCCUUGCCAAAGAAAAUCAAAUUACAGCGCCAUCUGUAUCACUCCGAUAUUUAACAUAACCGGUGACAUCACGGUCCACGUCAUCAUUCGAGAUAUUAAGGGACAGGAACAACAUCAUACAGGACCCUAUACGAUAGUAAACCCAGCUGUGUUUAAGAAUCCUGUGAAGAGACAUCAGCCUCAAAAUUGGAUCAAUGGCCACCAACAAGUUAUUUCCUGGGAUCCAUUUGCGUUCGAAUUAAGAGAAUCUGAAAGAAUUCACGUACAUUUAUUUACAGUAAAGGAACAGUUUAACAAUCAGCUUCUGUGGGAGAAAUCCACGUUGCAUGAUAACAUAGCGAGAACUCUUGGAACCUAUACCAUUCAGCUUCAAACAGAAGGGUAUAUGGCAGCAAUCCGUGUCACUGCUGCAAUGGAAACGGACACUGACCUGUCAGAAAGAGGAAUUUGGUCAGAAAUCUUUGCAGUUGUUCCACAGCAACAAAAAUCACAGCGGUUCUGUCAAAACUGGCUGAGACAGGAGUAUCAUCUUUCAAGGGUAUCUUCGCAAAAUAUUCCACCCUGUCCUUGCACACUACAACAGGCUUUGAUGGACACGGCUCGAUACCAGCCUGAUCCCGAUUGUAAUAUGGUAACAAAGACCAGGGAUGGUGACUUCAAUUGUCUGUACAGAGCAGAUGCAAAGCACUGUGUUCGACUCAGCGUUCCUGGACCUCUGGACAGUGACAAUGUGUGUUGCUACGACUUCAGUGGCAAUCUGAUCGACACCCGUGUAAAGGAAGGCGGUUCUCUACAACGUUACCACUAUUUAGGAGGAGAGAAAAAUAUCCCCUAUGUUACCAACUUCUACUACGAUGUCCUCCCUUUCCUGCACUGCUGUAGAUAUUAUGGUAUCAGCUCAGAUGUUGGACAGGGUGGAAGCUUUCUUUAUUCAGAAUGCCAGGAUUAUCUAGAGUUUAGAAAAAUUAGCUCUUGUUACAACUACAUCCCGCCACGUCCAGCCGGUGCCAACGGUGAUCCUCACAUUAAGACGUUAGAUGGAUUUGGAUACAACUUCAAUGGACUCGGAGAGUUUCAUUUCAUUGUUUCUAGGAAUAUGUCAUUCGAGAGUCAAAUUAGGUUUGAACAGGCAAAGCGUAGUAAUGGCAGUACAGUUGCUGCCAGCGUCUGCACGUCUUUUGUGGCUCGUGUUAUAAAUGCGUCUGAUACAGUAGAAGUGAUUCUAAAUUCUAUCAGAGUGGCGGAUGUCCUCAUCAACGGGCAGAUACAGGACUUUAGUGACGUGUCCUGGUUGAGAUAUGAUGGUGUAUCAAUCCUUAAUUUACAUAAGACAUCUAUAAACACGACAAGUAGGGAAAUCCUCGUGAUGUUUGCUGAUGUGGGAGUAUCCUUCAGAAUUAUGGCAAGCUAUAACGUACUUAAUGUCAUGCCAAUCAUUGCCAAUGAUUCAUUUAAAGGUACAUGUAAAAUUAGAUUAUUUAUAUAAUAAAA